CUCAUCCUGGCGUGCCUCCCUCCCUCUGCCGGCGCCGUUGAGAAUCUUUCAGCCUCUGGUGGAAUGCAUUUCGUGUUAGAGUAAGCCUGCCUUUGUUUCUGGCUGUGACAUUUGACGCGAGAUCAGUUCUUAAAGCUCUUAUAUUUGGAUAUCGAAAGUGAAUGUGUUUGGACAUUUUAAAGCUAUCCGGUGUAUAUGACCAUGUUGGUUUGGAGCAUUUAUAGUGUUACUGACUCUCCAUUCACAUGAUAUCUGUUGUUACAGAGGGUAAUAUUCACAGAUGACAUUGCUGAAGAGAUAUGUGUUGAGACUCUUCAUAUCAUUGAAAUAUAUCACAGCAAAUGUGGUAGACAGGAACAAUGGACGAAUAGUUGCGACGGCUUCAACAGUUGAACACGCUCUCAAAAACUCACUUGAAUGUGGGCGUUCUUGUAAUGCAAAGGCUGCAGCAGUUGUUGGAGAAGUGCUGGCAAUGAGGCUCAGAGUAGAUGGCCUCGAACAUGGCCAGGGCAGAGGCAUUCAUGUCAAUGUGAACAAGGAAAUCGAGAAGAAAGGCUUCCAGAAGCGCACAAAGAUUUGGGCAGUUGUGAAUGCCCUAAAUAACAAUGGGGUUAAGUUGAUUCUCGAGGACGAGGACAACAUUCCUCCUCCUGGCUCCUGCUACAUAAGAGACGAUUGCACCAAUCCAUGCGAUUGACUGGCUAGCUCGUAUCAUGUAAUCAUAUACAGUAUGAGAGGAUUGCUCUAUAAGGCAUAUCAAUACAUGAUCAACUUCUUAUAUGUUGAAGGGGGUUAUUACA
This is a messenger RNA of Salvia splendens (bonfire salvia), 800 nucleotides long. RefSeq lists its product as uncharacterized. Bases 281 to 697 code for a protein of 138 amino acids. NCBI's taxonomy places the organism in Eukaryota, Viridiplantae, Streptophyta, Magnoliopsida, Lamiales, Lamiaceae. Gene Ontology annotation, molecular function: structural constituent of ribosome; 5S rRNA binding. The transcript has 2 exons. Gene Ontology annotation, cellular component: ribosome. The record is from RefSeq and is a predicted model, not a curated record. Gene Ontology annotation, biological process: translation.